AUGUACAAUUCUCUUACUCGUAUUCAGAACACCUUUGGUUUCUUUACCACUGUCGCAUUUGUGGUCGCAGCUUUUAUCGCUGCGUCCGACCUCUUGGCUCCACGGGCGCCUGAUGCUGGCAUAUUCCAGAAGACAAACGCUCAAGUUGUGAAGGGCCGACCACACUACUACAGCUCGAAGAAGGAGGAAUACGCCAUCAUUCGAUUCAACCUCGAUGCUGACUUGAGGAGCCUCUUUACAUGGAAUACCAAGCAGGUUUUUGUCUACGUCACUGCUGAGUGGCCGGGUCCCAACAAUUCGACUAAUGAGGCUGUUAUCUGGGAUAAAAUCAUCACCAACCCCAGCGCCGACCAUCUCCAGAACAUUGGACCUGUUGCGAUGAAGAAGCUAAAGCGUAGCGCUGAGGGCAAGUCCAUCGAUCCUGAACGUGGCUUUAUCGGCCUCAAAAACCAGAAGCCAAAGUAUCAGAUCACCCACCCCAGUGGAAAGGUCGCCGAGAUAGAUGAUGUGAAGCUCAAGCUACAUUACAAUGUUCAACCGUGGGUCGGUUUUCUAACUUGGGAUCAGUCCCGGGAUAUCGGUCACUGGAGGGCUUUGAAAUGGGGAGAGUCGCCUAAGUUCCAACUCCCUGCUCUCAAGACUAAGAAGAAAGAUAGUCCUAAGAAGAGCUACUAA
Messenger RNA from Fusarium subglutinans, 675 nucleotides. RefSeq names its product SPC3-signal peptidase subunit. Gene Ontology annotation, cellular component: membrane; signal peptidase complex. NCBI's taxonomy places the organism in Eukaryota, Fungi, Ascomycota, Sordariomycetes, Hypocreales, Nectriaceae. The record is from RefSeq and is a predicted model, not a curated record. The coding region runs from base 1 to 675 and encodes 224 amino acids. The transcript is spliced from 3 exons. Gene Ontology annotation, biological process: protein targeting to ER.